AGUGAUGGCCAGAGCAUUGGCAACUGUCCAUUCUCCCAGCGUCUCUUCAUGGUGCUGUGGCUCAAAGGAGUCACUUUCAACGUCACCACCGUGGACAUGAAGAGGAAACCAGACAUCCUUAAGGACCUGGCCCCUGGCGCUCAGCCCCCCUUCCUGCUCUACGGGACGGAGGUGAAAACCGACACCAACAAGAUAGAAGAGUUCCUGGAGGAGAACCUGUCCCCUCCAAAGUACCCACGCCUGGCUUCCAGGAGCCCUGAGUCUAACACAGCCGGCCUAGACGUGUUCUCCAAGUUCUCAGCCUACAUCAAGAAUUCAAACCCCCAGCUCCAUGACCACCUAGAGAAAGGCUUGCUCAAGGCCCUGAAGAAGCUAGACGAAUACCUUGGCUCCCCACUUCCUGACGAGAUUGACGAGAAUAGCGCUGAUGAUGUCACUUCCUCCUCCCGUCCCUUCCUGGAUGGGCAGGUCCUCACUCUGGCCGACUGCAACUUGCUUCCCAAGCUGAACAUUGUCAAGGUGGUGUGUCUGAAGUAUCGCACUUUCUCCAUCCCUAAGUCUCUCUCCAACCUGUGGCGAUACCUGGACGCUGCGUACGCCCGCGAGGAGUUCUCCUCUACCUGCCCCAACGACACAGAGAUACACAUCGCCUACUCAGCCGUGGCUAAAGCACUUAAGUAGGAGGACAAGGGGAUUCCAUCAGUCACACACAACAGCAAAUACACACAUACACACACACACCUGUUCAGAUAUCCUAGACACACUCACCUACCUACGCACACACUGUACAUGUGGCAGCAUACACACACCCCAAUGCACUCACACAUACAGGCACUCUCUCAGACACACGCACACCAUUCCAACAGCCUUUCUUGAGAGCAGGAAAUCAAUAUCAAUGUAAGAUCAAGUUGAAAAUGUUGCAUUGGCCACUUAAGAGUUUGUGAAACUCUCUGAGGCUUAUAGUUUAUGGUUCUCUUUUUGUCACGUGCCACAUCCACUCUUAAUGCUGUAUAUUCAGGGGCAGUUACACACAGUUAAAGUUCUAUACACGGGCAGUAGGUUACAUAUGGUAGCAUCCAAAUGAAGGUAUCCAACAGUGGUCUGUUCAGUCUCUAUGAUUAAUUCUGCACUGCAUACAUUGCCACAUUACACCCUAUUAGUUUCUAUCUCUCGGCCAAGCCAUAAACAACUGUUCCUGUUUUGAUUACACACAGACACGCAUAUCUAGACCAGUUUAACUGCUACCUGCAGCUGAAAGAGAGAGCUUAGUUAUAGGCGUGUCGACAAUUAUACAUUAUUACAGACAUAUUAUUACACUGUUGAUAUAUUGUUCAGGGCAAACAGCCGCUAACAGGGUGGAUGACAUGGUCAGUUUGAACCAGUCAUUUUAUACAUGCUAAAUGGUCAGAAGUUAGGCUCAGGGAACGGGAAAGCAGGCCUUGGGCCAAUUGUAGUACAUUGGGGCACACUAUACAGAGGUGUUUCUCAGGACACAUUUAUCCACACAGAAAACGAUUUCAACAGACCUCGGCUUCUCCUUUCUCCGGCUUGUAGCGCCGUGAAGGGUUUAUCAAGCUUAUGUCCCCAUUGUAAGGCUCUUUUGCUAGUAAAUCAAAUCAAAUUGUAUUUGUCACAUGCGCUGAAUACAACAGGUGUAGUAGACCUUACAGUGAAAUGCUUACUUACAAGCCCAUAACCAACAAUGUCGUUUUAAGAAAAUGCCUAAAAAAAAAGUUGAGAAUAAAGUAACAAAUAAUUAAAGAGCGGCAGUAAAAUAACAAUUGCGAGGCUAUAUACAGGGGGUAAUUCAAAGUGAAGGAUAUUUUUGAUACAAUAAAAAAAACCUGUUGCAGAGCAGGUGAGUUACUCCAGACGAAGUAAUAUGGCUAUUGUUGCUGCUUUAGGUGUGAACUUUAGGUUAUUGAAGAAGUACUUGACUCUGUAUGGCCUUGAGGCACCGAGCCGGUUCAGUCAUGUUUCACUGUAAUCUGAGGGGAAACUACAGGAUGUAAUGCAGGCGUGCACACACCUCCAAGCAUGACUAAACCAUAAACGUCACAUUCAGAAAAAAAUGGAGACGUUCAUUGCAUAGAUAACUGAAACUGAAAUCUCCCGAGGGGAGAAUGCUACGGGAUUGUGCAUUUGUACUCUUUGAUAUGGUUAAUGACAAUGGAAGACUCAAUUCAACUUGAAAAAAGAAAAGAGUUUGAACCUUUAGUGAGCCAAACGAAGGGUUUUACUUCAGGUCUAUUGAGCUGGGUGUUGUUCAGGUUGUUUAAAUCGACAACACCUUUGAACCUACUACCGUCCUGUGCUUUGUAGUGCACACUUUGAAGUCUUCCGUUUUACAGUGACUUGAAAUUCAGUCCCCUGGGAAAGAACUGGAAAUAUUUGUUUGGGUUCUAUACAAUCCAUGUCAGCGUAUCAAGCUCAGCGUGAUUGAAAUUUAAAGGCAAUGUUCCCGCUUUAAAGGAGAUUGUAUACUGUUGCAUAUGUCGCUCAAUUGGAAAUGAGCUUUCUAUAGUGCAAUCUUCAGCGGUACAGAUUGAAUAGAGCCCUCAGACUGACUGAUAGAUGGUGCAGUCUCAUGGAUACUGACUUAAGUGGAUCAGCUUAAAACAGCCUUGUUUUAAGCUGAUCCAAUUUGAGUGUACAAAACCUUUGUGUACAAAACAUUA
Messenger RNA from Salvelinus namaycush (lake trout), 2678 nucleotides. RefSeq names its product chloride intracellular channel protein 1-like. The record is from RefSeq and is a predicted model, not a curated record. The transcript is spliced from 5 exons. Lineage: Eukaryota; Metazoa; Chordata; Actinopteri; Salmoniformes; Salmonidae. Bases 49 to 681 code for a protein of 210 amino acids.